This is a messenger RNA of Rattus norvegicus (Norway rat), 3679 nucleotides long. NCBI's taxonomy places the organism in Eukaryota, Metazoa, Chordata, Mammalia, Rodentia, Muridae. The record is from RefSeq and is a predicted model, not a curated record.
ACCGACCUAGCACGCUGGUUGCGCCUUUCAUCCUGCACGCCCAGCUACUCUGGAGCAAGGGGUGGAAGGAGUCCUAACUCUUGACUGUCCCGACGAAGCCUCCUGUUCGCCCGGUGUGAGUUUGACUUCUUCCUGAGGAUACGGGGCGGGUUGCUCACUAUGGUCCAGGGCUCCGGAGGGGAGUUGGUGUCGCCUCCUCCCUCCCGUACACCUUGAGCCAGGACCCACAGUUACUAGCCGUCUAAAGAUGUACAGCCCCCUCUUCCUGUGCAGUCUCUACCGUUCCACUUGUCCAGUUCCGCGGCUACCCAACAAGAAUGGCAAGAAACUCUGUGGUAUUCAGAGAUGUGGGUGGGGCUGAAGAGUGGCUAAGCCAGUGGGCAGUUAGCCUUGUUGAACUGAUAGGGUUGAGAAUGGGGCUAGACUCCUCAUUGGGUGGUCUUGGGUAGAUCCUGAAGGAGACUGGAAGCUCUUGGAAAUUAGCAGGAUCUGCUCUGGUUACUUUUAAGGGGAAGGUGUAGGGGUCAAGGCAGGAGACCUCUGUUCGGAAUGGGCUCCAGGAUUUGGAUGGGGACUUUGAAGGCUUGCUUGUUAACCCUGUCACUGAAGCAGCUGGGACCUGAUCUCUGUAACAUUCCCUCCAAGCAUCCAAUAUGGACUGGAGGUUAUACAUCUCAUCAGGAGCUUGUGGUGCCUAGCACUAAGAAGGGACGGUCCCCGAGGACAGCCAGGACAGGGUAGGCACUGGGUCUUCAGGAAGUUUAAAUAGCUGCUGUCCAGUAUCUGAAGGAUGUCAAAGGAGACCACGGCUGGCACAGCACUCCCAUUCACACAUCCAAACUUGUUCAGGUAUCACUUGCCGUGCACCCCAACCUCACUGAUAGUAGACACAGAAUGUUCUAUGGACAAAGGGAUGAGUGAUUUUGCACAUCUGUCUUCACAGAGAGAGUGCUGAGCUUUCUGUUGAGUGAUCUCUCCUGGACAGGAAAAGAUAUUCCAGAUGAGCCAAGUCCAUGGCGUGGGCCUGGCAAGAGCACAUUUUGAAAAGCAGCCCCCCUCCAACCUCAGGAAGUCCAACUUCUUCCACUUCGUGCUGGCCAUGUACGACCGGCAGGGGCAGCCCGUGGAGGUGGAGCGCACAGCCUUCAUCGACUUCGUGGAAAAGGAUCGAGAGCCUGGGACAGAAAAAACAAACAACGGGAUCCAUUACCGUCUUCGGCUGGUGUAUAAUAAUGGACUUCGGACAGAACAAGACCUCUACGUACGACUUAUUGACUCCAUGUCAAAGCAGGCUAUCAUCUAUGAGGGACAGGACAAGAAUCCCGAAAUGUGCCGGGUGCUGCUCACUCAUGAGAUCAUGUGCAGUCGGUGCUGUGACCGCAAGAGCUGUGGUAACCGGAACGAGACGCCUUCUGAUCCAGUCAUUAUUGACAGGUUCUUCCUCAAAUUCUUUCUCAAAUGCAACCAGAACUGUUUGAAGAAUGCCGGGAAUCCCCGAGACAUGCGCCGCUUCCAGGUGGUGGUGUCCACGACAGUGAGUGUGGACGGACACGUGCUGGCUGUGUCAGACAACAUGUUUGUGCACAACAACUCCAAGCAUGGACGCAGAGCCCGACGCCUGGACCCUUCUGAAGGUCAGGACUCCCAGCCCAGCCCUGGCCAGCCUCAGUCUCUGCCUUGGUGCAGUCCCUUGACCUGGGUCCUCUCCUACCUCCCAGCUGCCACCCCAUGCAUCAAGGCCAUCAGCCCCGGGGAGGGCUGGACCACGGGAGGCGCCACCGUCAUUAUCAUCGGAGACAACUUCUUCGACGGGUUGCAGGUCGUGUUUGGCAACGUGCUCCUGUGGAGCGAGCUCAUCACUCCCCAUGCUCUCCGGGUGCAGACGCCACCACGACACAUACCCGGGGUAGUAGAAGUGACCCUCUCCUACAAGUCCAAGCAGUUUUGUAAAGGAGCCCCUGGCCGCUUUGUCUACACAGCCCUGAAUGAACCCACCAUUGACUACGGAUUCCAGAGGCUACAGAAAGUCAUUCCCAGACACCCAGGAGACCCUGAGAGGCUACCCAAGGAAGUGCUGUUGAAAAGGGCGGCUGAUUUGGCGGAGGCUCUGUAUGGAGUGCCCAACAGUAACCAGGAGCUCCUCCUGAAACGGGCGGCGGAUGUAGCCGAGGCUCUGUACAGCGCCCCGCGCGCGCCUGCACCACUCGGACCCCUGGCCCCCAGCCACCCGCACCCCGCUGUCGUGGGCAUCAACGCUUUCAGCAGCCCUCUGGCUAUCGCCGUCGGGGAUGCCACACCGGAGCCGGGCUAUGCCCGUAGCUGCGGCAGCGCGUCUCCCCGGUUCGCGCCCAGCCCUGGCUCUCAACAAAGCAGCUAUGGCAGUGGUCUUGGAGCCGGCCUCGGUAGCUAUGGAGCGCCCGGUGUGACUGGCCUUGGCGUGCCCGGGUCCCCUAGCUUCCUCAAUGGCUCCACUGCAACCUCACCUUUCGCCAGCCCUCACAUCCCAGGGAGGCCUGAGCCUGCAGCCUGGUCAACAGGGACUCACUGCCCACGUGACACCCCAACCCUGCUGCUCACUCUGGUGCUGUCUCCUGUUGUGUCUCCCACUGCCUUCCCUGCUGCACCCGCCCCUUCCUCGCCCCGCCCCGGAGUCAUGCCCUCUAGCCCCCCGCUGGCGGCUGCCUCCUCCAUGUCCCUUCCGGCCGCUGCCCCCACCACCAGCGUCUUCUCCUUCUCGCCUGUCAACAUGAUCUGCGCUGUCAAGCAGAGAAGCGCCUUCGCCCCUGUGCUGCGCCCACCCAGCUCCCCAUCGCAGGCCUGCCCCAGAGCCCACAGAGAGGGGCUUCCAGACCAGCCUUUUGAAGAUACUGACAAGUUCCACUCUGCAGCUCGGGGACUCCAGGGCCUGGCAUACUCCUAAUCAUGGUGCUGUCCCCAGUGAGUCUGGACUGGAGGUCUUUCUGGUUUCACGUUCAUGGCUGGAUGGCAGCACAAAGAGAUAUAGGGUCAGGACUUUGAGUGGACCUCAAUCCCUGGGAUGCACAGGGAGAGGCCUUCACCUCUGUGCUGGAGGCCCCCUCAUACCUAAAGACCUUCAUGUUUACCUCUCUUUCUUGGGGCACAUAAGAAGCCCAGCACUGUGAGGACGCUCUUGGCAGAAGGGCAUCAUAGGGAGGUGUUGGGAUGUUGGGCCUUACUAUUGGUAAGAUGAGCAAGAAUCGGGAAUGGUGAGAAAGAGGACAGCUCAGGGAGAGGUCAUCAGGAGAGGCCCUGUUUGCAUCUGACCAAUCACACCUGACCUAGUAGCCACCUUCUCUCUUGUGAGCAAGGUGUCUAGCAGUCUCAGGAGGCCCAUUCAGGCUCCUAUGGAGCUGCCCACAAGUCCCUGGACCCCAAUGGCUGCCUUCACAUCCUCUGAGAGUAGCACAUUCAUGCUGAUCAUACCCCACAUCCCUGUGGGGGCUUUAGGCAUGGAAGCUGCAUAGAAGGGCCUCCUGGAUUUUGACUCUGACCCCAAUGGAUGUUUCAUGAAAUUUGUCCCCCUACCACCACACACCCAGCUCUAGCUGGCCCCAAAGAACAGCCUGGCUGCACCUUGGUGGCCUCACAUUCAUCAGAGUUUGGACAAAAUGGAACAAUAAAAACAGAUGCAGGUGGCCACGGGGCCUCUUGUGCCUGC